This is a messenger RNA of Dermacentor albipictus, 1119 nucleotides long. Its product is annotated as piggyBac transposable element-derived protein 3-like. NCBI's taxonomy places the organism in Eukaryota, Metazoa, Arthropoda, Arachnida, Ixodida, Ixodidae. The record is from RefSeq and is a predicted model, not a curated record.
AUGGCGGCGCAGGCGACGGCUUCCGCAGAUUUUAUGGGCUUGCCUUGCGCGUCAUUCUACAAACCAAAGUUUCAUCAUGCGACCAAAGAAACAGCUGAUCGACUAUUGGAGAAGAUUGCUUCGGGGAAUGUUUCCGAUAUCGGUGAAAGCGACGAUGAAGAUGACGUUCCACAGGAAGACGUUCUGCGGGAAAAUGAUGGUAUGAUACAGAGCCCCAGCGAAGAUGAAGAAGAGGAGCAUAAAAAGACGCCAUUGAAAGAGAUAAGUGCAGAAGACAACAUACCUAAAAACUUUCAGUGGAAAAAGAGACUUUACGUGCCCCCAUCAGACACCGACUUCAGCGGUCACAACGAGUGCCCUCCUGACGCAGGUGAAACGUGUACGCCAUACAUGUACUUUUCCAGAUACGUGCCCGAGUCAGUUUUCAAGGUAAUAGCAGAAAACACUAAUCUGUAUAGCGUGCAGUCAACUCUGCAUAACGUGAACACGACAGCCGAUGAAAUAAGGAAGUUGUUCGGAAUGCACAUCAUGAUGGGUGUCGUCCAUUUGCCUCGGGUAAGGCUCUAUGGGAACCCGAUGAUGAAGGUUCCCCUCAUCAGUGAAACUAUGACCGAGAAGCGCUUUUUCAAGCUUCGAAAUAAUCUGCACAUUGUUCCAGAAGAUUCUGAUUUCCACAGUGAAGAUCGCCUGUGGAAAGUGCGUCCUUUUCUGGAACUUAUACGAAAGCGAUGCUUGGAGCUGGCUGUUGAGGAAGAAUGCUCAAUCGAUGAGCAAAUGAUCCCUUUCAAGGGCCAGCUUUCAAUAAAACAAUACGUGAAAGGUAAGCCAUCUCCCUGGGGCAUAAAAGUGUUUGCUCUAUGUGGUAGAAGCGGUUCACUGUACGACUUUGCAGUAUACCAGGGAGAAAACACGAUUCCUGCUGAGCUGAAGAAAGACUACGGUCUUUGUUCAGGCGUUGUCUUGCAUUUGUCUAAAAGAAUUCCUUCUGGAUGUAAUUAUCAGCUUUAUUUUGAUAACUACUUUACAUCAGUGCCCCUCCUUCGCCGACUACGACAGGACAAAAUUUUGGCAGCUGGAACAGUGAGUCAAAACAGGCUAGGCAAGUGCCCUCUUGAAUAA